AUGUCGGAUCUCAAUGGAAUGGUUGACCCAAAGAUCUUUGAAGAUCUACAAACUAAGAUUGAUGAAGAUGCGGAAGUAAGAGAUCAACUGAAAGCUAUUCUACAAACACUGGAGAGGCAAUGCAGAAAUGCUCAGUCGGUUUUAUCUCGAGCUCAUUCCACACCAGCUUCUCACUUGCAGCCUGUUCUUGUCUCUGCAGAGAAUGCUAUAAAGGAAGAAGCUGAAAGUAUUCAAAAGCUUGCGGGCAUUGCUUCAAACCAUCCAUAUUACAAAUAUAAUGGCAUUUGGACAAGAGAUGUGCAGAAUGUGAUCUUUGCCAUUCUUCUCUGCGGAUGGCUGGGGGGUUUGAACAAAGAUGGAAAGCCUGCUCAAUCAGGAAGACUUCUCACUAUUGAGGAAGUAGGAGAGAUUCUCCAAGUCCCCGUCAACCUCAAAGACCGAGACGCAUUCCACAUCAGUAUCGAAGAAUACCUCCUCUCCCUCAUUUCCUUGAUCGAAGAGCUUUCACGACUGGCUAUCAAUUCCGUUACUCUCGGAGAUUACCAGAGACCUCUACAAAUCAGUCAAUUCGUCAAGGAUUUACAUGCAGGAUUCCAGAUUCUUAAUUUGAAGAAUGAUGUUCUGAGGAGAAGAAGUGAUGGUAUCAAGUACAAUGUGAAGAAGAUUGAGGAUAUUGUGUAUGAUCUUUCGUUGAGAAAUUUGGUAGCUAGACCUGAAUCUUCAUCUUGAGUGAUGGAUGAUCGGUUGGAAUGUUGCUUGGAUGUUUUCUCGAUAUCAUAAGAAGAAGGCAGAUCUGAAGAUUUUUGCUACUAAGAAGUUGCUAUACAUGGACUGGAUCUUGAGAGUAGGAAGAAGGACUGAAAGAUUACUUCGAAGGUUCUGCAAUGUCAUGAGAAGGGAAGGAGCUGGGUAGAUUACUGCUAUUACGAAUGUUACGAGCUGUGGCAAAAAGCAAAAGGUUGCUUGAGUAUUGCAGCAUUGGCUCCAAAGCCUUACAAAAUGGCCCGAAUAAAUCAUGAAUAUUCUCAAAUUACAAUAUCUUCAAGCUACCUACGUAGUACUUUAUGAUGCAUUUUAA
Molecule: messenger RNA, 1078 nt
Organism: Botrytis sinoallii
Lineage: Eukaryota; Fungi; Ascomycota; Leotiomycetes; Helotiales; Sclerotiniaceae
Exons: 4
Coding region: 1-729 (242 amino acids)
Biological process (GO): RNA metabolic process
Cellular component (GO): cytoplasm; nucleus
Molecular function (GO): RNA binding; single-stranded DNA binding; sequence-specific DNA binding
Source: RefSeq, a predicted model, not a curated record